AUGUCAUCGAUAUUUGACUACCCGAUAUGUGUAAGAUGUACCCGAUAUGUACCCGAUAGUAUUGAUUUUGACCAGUGUGCACAAGUUGAGUUUAACGCACAAACUCAAAUUCAACAGAUUAAAACUUCCGAUAGACUUAGAUUUAAUUAUACACCAUAUAACAUUGAUUUCAGUUGUCCAAUUUUUCCAAAUAUUGGACCAAUAGUACGAAUUCAAGAUCCUAAACAUGCUAAGAAGACGGGACGUAAUGCAGCAAUGUCUGGUGCUCGAGCUCUCACAUUUGGUCAUUCUACUAUAGGAUUUAAUCAUUUUACAAAAUUGUUAUCUCAUCUCCAAAGUCCCAUGUAUAAGUCUGAUGUGUAUAAGCUUGAUCGUCAAGAUGAUGGUGCAGCUUAUCGAACCUUUUGCCCUAAAAAUUUGGCAUGUUGCCUUGAUUCUAAUAAUAAGAUCAAAUCCGAAUUCAAGGGCACAUUUAUAUAUCUAUUUAUAAUUGGUGAAUUGGUUGAUAGUUAUUUGAAUAGAAAUAUUUCACCUCUUGAACGAAUAAGAAUGGCAAUGACUUCUUAUUUUUUUUUGCGAAUUUGGCGAUUUCAUAUAAAUACAUUAGCACGAAAGUAUCCUGAAUUUAUUUCUGUAUCUCAGAACUUUAUUGCAUCUCAAACAUUUGCAAUAAUGACUUCAUUAGCAGAAUCAAUAGUUUUACUUGUAAAAGCUCAUAGAGAUUAUUAUAGUCAAUAUCCUCUUAUUCCUUGGAUUUAUGGUUCAGAAGCCUGUGAACAUUUUUUUGGAGCAGCACGGCAAAUUAAUGCUGAUUUUGAUUUUGCAGAGUUGUUAGAAAUGGUACCGAAAAUUGGCCACUAUACCAAAGCAUUAAAUUCAAAAGUAUUGUCUUUCAAUAAAGAGAAAUCUGUACGUGAUGGAUAUCAAUUUGAAUAUAAUAACGAAAUUAUUGAAUUUGAUCAAUCACGCCAACUAGCAUGUGAUCUUGCUGAAUUUCUAGGAAUGUUGACUCCCGAUAUUGUACCUAUUAAUUCACUUCGGCCUUAUAUCUUAAUAGGUCCUAAUGAUGGAGAAGUAUCUGGUUCAGAUAAUCAUGAUGAAUGCAUGCAAGAUUCAGAUGAGAAUUUUUCUAAUCUUGAUCUUUCUCAAAUAAUUGGUUAUGCGGCUAAAGAAGUGAAUCUUAUAAGACAAAAAGAAAAUGAAAGGGAAAAAGUAAACAUAAAUAAAGAUAGUCAAAAUUUGUCUUUAAAUGAAUGUCAAAAGCAACUUUCUUUUAUUGAUAUAGAUGAAACAUUGGAUUCAAGUAUAAUUAAUACAGAUAUUAAUAAUACUGAUACUACUAUACUGGUUACUGAAAAUGUAAUUGAUUUUCAAGAAAUGGUGUAUCAACGUGAGAAGCAUAAUGCUUAUAAUUCUCGCAAUAUUGAACGUACAAUUAAAACUAAUAGUACAAAAUUAUGCAAAUCUGGUUUAAUUAAACCUAAUCAAGCAAAUCAUAUUGUCUCAUUUUUUAGUAAAAAUGAAAAUGCUGAAAUGCGAAUUGUUAAACAACGUGAAAAGAGAUGGAAAAAUGAGCGAAAAACUAUGAGCCAAUCUCUUGCUACUUUUUAUGAAAAGGGGCAAUCAAAAAAACGGCAAAAAAUUUUAAUUGAUAAUAAAAAUUUAAUUGAAAAUAUUGAAUCAGCAAAUAUUAAUAGUCAUAAUCCUCUUAAUGAGCAAGAUUUUGUUCUAGUUGUUUUUGGAUUACAACUUUGUAUUGGACAAGUAAUUUCUAGCUUUUAUGAAGUAUAUGGAUAUUAUAGUUAUCAUCAAGAACCAAUUACAGACAUUUAAAAUAUAUCAUAUAUAACUCUCAAAGUUUUUACUUCUAUAUGUAAUAUUUUUUCAGCUUUAACAGAGGAGGGAUGUUUUUUAAUUACUCAUCAACAUCCAAAAAAUGUUAUUUAUCAUUUAAACAUGCAAGAUAUAAAGGUUUUUGAUGAUAAUACUCUUCAGUUAUUAAACAAAGCAAAAAUUUAUUAUAAUUUUUUUAAUUAAAAAGAAGUAAUUCAGAUAAUUGCAUAGAAUUUAUAACUUAGAGGUAAAGUUGUAUAAAAUUAUAAUAGGAUUAGAACUUAUAUUCUGAUUUUGUAUAAAGCUAUUAAU
This is a messenger RNA of Rhizophagus irregularis DAOM 181602=DAOM 197198, 2145 nucleotides long. NCBI's taxonomy places the organism in Eukaryota, Fungi, Glomeromycota, Glomeromycetes, Glomerales, Glomeraceae. The record is from RefSeq and is a predicted model, not a curated record.